Symbiodinium necroappetens is the source of this 513-nucleotide messenger RNA. Lineage: Eukaryota; Dinophyceae; Suessiales; Symbiodiniaceae. The record is from the annotation of a GenBank genome assembly.
AUGGACUGCUUGCCAGAAAGGCCCCCAGGGCGCAUCAUCAAGCAGAUCCCACAUGUUGAGGAGGCCAUCCAGAGGUUGCAAGAGCUCCAGAACACCGACGAGGUGGAAGCCGCGCAGUCCCUGUUGGUCCGCAUGAUUAGCAUCGAUGAGGCAAGCUUCUGCAGUGUGUUUCCUUUUGCCCAGCCCCAAACGCUACAAACUCCAGAUAUCAUGGGCCGAACCUUGCUCCACUAUGCAGCUGCUCUCGGGAAACUGAGUGCGCUCUCGCUCCUCUUAUCAUGCGAUGCAGUGGACACCAAUGCCCGCGAUGAUGCGGGCGACACCCCAUUGCACCUUGCCGCGGGUAAUGGGGAGCGGGGCACCUGCGAGCUGCUGUUGGGACAUUCACGGGUGGAUCGGACGGUGCAAGAUGAUUUGGGGAGGACUGCGCUGGAUGUUGCCCACUCGGCAGCAGCCCACUAUUUUGCGACCGAGGCCGUGCACGCCCUGGCCAGAAAAGCAAUAGCCACUUGA